Cavia porcellus (domestic guinea pig) is the source of this 4703-nucleotide messenger RNA. RefSeq names its product SH3 domain containing kinase binding protein 1 (gene Sh3kbp1). Gene Ontology annotation, biological process: actin filament organization; cell migration. Gene Ontology annotation, molecular function: protein binding. The transcript is spliced from 20 exons. The record is from RefSeq and is a predicted model, not a curated record. The coding region runs from base 149 to 2278 and encodes 709 amino acids. NCBI's taxonomy places the organism in Eukaryota, Metazoa, Chordata, Mammalia, Rodentia, Caviidae.
CGCUUACUGAGAAAGAAGCCGGCCCAGCCGCCGCCGCUCCCCGACGCCCGCUCCCCAAACCCCGCGCCUAGAUUCCGGCGCUCCGACCCCCACGCCCGCCUCCGCCAACUUUCACGCUGCCUCAGCGGCCCGGCCCGGCUUGGCGCCAAUGGUGGAGGCCAUAGUGGAAUUUGACUACCAGGCCCAGCACGACGAUGAGCUGACGAUCAGCGUGGGUGAGGUCAUCACCAACAUCAGGAAGGAGGAUGGAGGCUGGUGGGAGGGACAGAUCAAUGGCAGGAGAGGUUUGUUCCCCGACAACUUUGUAAGAGAAAUAAAGAAGGAUAUGAAGAAAGACCCUCUCUCCAACAAAGCUCCAGAAAAGCCCAUGCACGAUGUGUCCAGUGGAAACCCUUUGCUGUCUUCUGAAACCAUUUUAAGAACCAAUAAGCGAGGUGAGCGACGGAGGCGCCGAUGCCAGGUGGCAUUCAGCUACCUGCCCCAGAAUGAUGACGAACUUGAGCUGAAAGUUGGUGACAUCAUAGAGGUGGUAGGAGAGGUAGAGGAAGGAUGGUGGGAAGGUGUUCUCAAUGGGAAAACUGGAAUGUUUCCAUCCAACUUCAUCAAGGAGCUAUCAGGGGAGUCAGAUGAGCUUGGAAUUUCCCAGGAUGAACAGCUGUCCAAGUCAAGGCCUGAAGGUCUCCCUCCAGUUUCUCUGCUGCCCUUCCCAGCUCACGGAGCAAAAGGAAAGACUACCUUUGAAGGGACAAUUCUGUACCGAGCUGCACCGGGAAAGACGGAGGGCCACAGACGCUAUUACAGCUUAAGGGAGACCACAGGCUCCGAGAGUGAUGGGGGUGAUUCAAGCAGUACCAAGUCUGAAGGUGCCAAUGGGACAGUGGCAACGGCAGCCAUCCAGCCCAAGAAAGUUAAGGGAGUGGGCUUUGGAGAUAUUUUCAAAGACAAGCCAAUCAAACUAAGACCAAGGUCAAUUGAAGUAGAAAAUGACUUCCUGCCGGUAGAAAAGACUAUCGGGAAGAAGUUACCUCCAACUACAGCAACUCCAGACUUGUCGAAAACAGAGAUGGACAGCAGGACAAAGACCAAGGAUUACUGCAAAGUAAUAUUUCCAUAUGAGGCACAGAAUGACGAUGAAUUGACAAUCAAAGAAGGAGAUAUAGUGACUCUCAUCAAUAAGGACUGCAUCGACGUAGGCUGGUGGGAAGGAGAGCUCAACGGCAGACGAGGAGUGUUCCCUGAUAACUUCGUGAAGUUACUUCCACCAGACUUUGAUAAGGAGGGAAACAGACCCAAGAAACCACCACCUCCAUCCGCUCCUGUCAUCAAACAAGGGGCAGGUACCACAGAGAGAAAACAUGAACUUAAAAAGAUACCUCCUGAAAGGCCAGAAACACUUCCAAACAGAACAGAAGAGAAAGAAAGACCAGAAAGAGAGCCAAAACUGGAUUUACAGAAGCCCUCUGUUCCUGCCAUUCCACCAAAAAAGCCUCGGCCACCUAAGACCAAUUCUCUCAACCGACCCGGCGCACUGCCCCCAAGAAGGCCGGAGCGACCAGUGGGCCCACUGACACAUACCAGGGGUGACGGUCCAAAGAUUGAUUUGGCGGGCAGUGCGCUAUCCAGCAUCUUGGACAAGGACCUCUCAGACCGCAGCAAUGACAUUGAUCUAGAAGGUUUUGACUCUGUGGUAUCAUCUACUGAGAAACUCAGUCACCCAACCACAAGCAGGCCAAAAGCUACAGGGAGGCGACCUCCAUCCCAGUCACUCACAUCUUCCUCCCUUUCAAGCCCCGAUAUCUUUGACUCCCCAAGUCCCGAAGAAGAUAAAGAGGAACACAUUUCGCUUGCGCACAGAGGACUAGACGUAUCCAAGAAGACUUCAAAGACUGUUACCAUAUCCCAAGUAUCCGACAACAAGGCACCCCUGCCACCCAAGCCAGGGACCAUGGCAGCCGGCAGUGGUGGGCCAGCCUCUCUGUCCUCAGUGGUGUCCUCCCCCCUGUCAUCCUCUUUGGGAACAGCUGGACAUAGAGCCAACUCCCCGUCUCUAUUUGGCACGGAGGGAAAACCAAAGAUGGAGCCUGCAGCCAGCAGCCAAGCAGCUGUGGAGGAGCUAAGGACGCAGGUCCGCGAGCUGAGGAGCAUCAUUGAGACCAUGAAGGACCAGCAGAAACGAGAGAUUAAGCAGUUACUCUCAGAACUGGAUGAAGAGAAGAAAAUCCGGCUUCGGUUGCAGAUGGAAGUGAAUGACAUAAAGAAAGCUCUUCAAUCAAAGUGAAUACUUGACAACUGAGAUGUCACAUUAUUCAUCCUGAGUCCAAGACUCAAAAUUUUCUGCCCCAGCCAAAAUAAUCUUGUGCCAAAAGAUUAAAGGUUUGCCUCAACAUGUCCCUGUUUGAAAGAUUAGCACAAAAGUCUUGAUAGCACAACACAAAUUCCAUCCAAGAGGAGAAUCUUCCCCAUGGUAUAGUCCUGGGUCUGGCACUGGUUGUGACUUAGAGCAAAUUGUGCUAAAUGCUUUUCUACCUUGAUAUCUCAUGCGAAACGAAAACUCAGGCAGUUUAGUCCAUAGUGGUACUAUUUUGAUGAUAUUUUCCAUUAAUAAAAUGUAAUUUCAGAUUAUUCGUUUACAAGGUUUAUAAUUUUAUGAUUUUUUAAUCGUGUUUUGUCACAGAUGCCUCUAGUGUUUGUACUACACCUAGUCAGAAAUGAGCUUCUUGUUAUUUUGCUUCAGGUGAAAGCUGCCUUUCUUUGUGUUCCCCUUUAGGAUUCUAUUACAUAUGCAAUUUUAGUUCCAACCCAUCCCUUCUCCUGCCAGCAGACCCUGCCACCCUAAGAGAAAUUUUAGCUUAUAUUUGAUGGUAUAUUUACAAAAAGAGAAAGAGAAAAUCUGGUAUUUGCAAUGAUCUGUGCCUUCUUUUUACCACCCUCUUGAUUGGAGCUUUUGUGAUGCAGCUACCAUGAUUCAAAAAAUAAAUAAAUAAAAAUAAAAAUAAAGAAAUAAAAUUCUGCCACUUACUCAAGUCCACUAGAGGCCACUGUGUUCACAGCUUCUCUCACCCUAGCCAAAGGUCCUAAGACAGCUGAGAAGUUGGAUGUGCUCUGUGGUGCCAGCUGUGACUUUUCAGUUUCUCCUACUUUUGGGUUGUUCACGAAACUAGAAAUGUCAUCCCUGCUUGAUUUUUCAUCAGCCAAGUUAAACCCCUGCUUCCUGUCUUUUGCACCUUUUGCGUGAACAGAAUAUGCAUUAUUAAAGCAAAAAAUAAAAAAUUUAAAUGCAAAUGAAAUAAUGGGGGGGGGGGUUGUAUUAUUUCCUGCGCUGGGUUAUCUGUGUAUGUUAUUGUUUAAAAAUUGUAUUCACAAUAAUGUCAUUUGCCUUGCUCACUUGUAACUCCUUGGGUCCAACAGAAUGGGAGGAAGGUCUUGUUGAAGUGUAGCCAUUGGAUCUUUCUUGCAUUUAUGGAAUUGCUUUUUCCUUCCCAAGGAAACUGAUGUUUGCUUGUCUGGUUUAUCUUUGUAGCACACAAACAGUUCAGCCUUAGACUGUGUAAAACUGUUUUUUUUUUUAUCCUUACCUAAAAAUAAGGAUCAUACUGUAUUGCAAGAUUGUUCAGGGGGUAGCAGUGGAGGGGGUGGUCCCUAAAUGGCCCCCAAAGAUGUUUGAUUUGUUUCUGAUCAGCUGCUUUGUCUAUUUCUUGAAUUUUAUAGUGAAAUUACUGAACAUUAAUAGAUUUGCACAACCACAAAGAAUGAGAAUUGAUAAUACUGAAGGAAUGAUGCAAAAAUAUUACCACAUGUUAUUCAUCAUUGAAAGUAUGACAAAUAAAUGUCACUUCCUUUCUCUUCUUUCUCAAUUCCCCUGCCUUGCUCUUGCCUGCAAACUCAUCCUUUCUACUUGAGGCUUUUACCUCCUUCCCAGUAUUUACAGAGCCCUGAUGCCCCGGUCUUCUGGGUGGAGAGGGAAGGGAGUGUGUAAACAAAAACUUCACCCUUCAUCCCCAUUUCUGGAUAUCUUACCAUUUCAGGAGCUUUGGUCUUGGUGUGCUCGGGGCCAGGAACACCAAGUUUCCAGGGGCAGUAUAAAACAUUCCUGCACCCCUUGACUGUUCCAAGUAUUUCUGCAUUAAACUUGAAGCCUUCAGAGAUUUACCACCAUCUAAUGUGAGAAUGAGGAUUAGAUUCUUUGGUGUUUGAAUUUCUCAUUUACUCAUCAAGAAAACCCCUAAUGAUAUAGUUUUAUAUAAUGUGUAUACAGAGUAGACUUGUUAAUAAUUACAUUGCUUGGCUGGGGCGCCCUCAUGGGGCACUGGCAACGUGGAAUGUAGAGGGCUCAUUCUUCCCCUCCUAGAGGCCACUGGCUUCCUUUGUAUAAAGAGGGAGAAAUGAUUAUAAAAAGAGAAGUUGGCAUGUCCAGUUUCAUUACUGCCCCCUUGGGUUAACCAGCAGGAGGAUUUUGCAUCAUGGAACUGGAUGAUCCAUUGCCCAAAAGGCCACUAUCGUUACCUUUGACAAAAUAGAUCCAGCAAGAAUAUUGAAAAGCUUGAAAGUGUCACUUUUGAAAAAAUUCUUUUGCAUUCAGCAUGGACUUGACCGGGCAUCUAUGAAGAUUAUUUUUUUGCUUCAUUUUCUAAAGUUGUAUUUAGAAAAGUCUUAAGUAUUGUGCUUUGUAAAAGAAAAUGAUUAAAAUGAAAUUUUGUGAAAAA